AUGUUGGAAAAUGAACGUGUUAGAAUAGAACAAGUUCAUUACGUUCCUAACGUUAAUAUUUUGGUAUUAGAAGCUGGUCCACAGAAUUCACAAAUUAAUGAUAUACAUACAUUUCCCUCGGCUUAA
Molecule: messenger RNA, 126 nt
Organism: Funneliformis mosseae
Lineage: Eukaryota; Fungi; Glomeromycota; Glomeromycetes; Glomerales; Glomeraceae
Source: the annotation of a GenBank genome assembly